AUGGGGUGGCCGAACAGGAUUCAGUCGGUACCAGAGGAUGUGAAGGCAUUCUACUCGGUUAGGAGUGAACUAUCCGUGUCAAAGGAUCUGCUCUUGUAUCGAAAUCGUACGGUAAUCCCUACCGAGUGGAGAAGAGAUAUACUGAGCAAGAUCCAUGAAGGUCACCAGGGUAUCACUAAGUGUAGGGAACAUGCCAAAAUGUCUGUGUGGUGGCAAGAAAUAGGGCAAGACAUAGCACACGAGAUUUCUACUUGCCAGUUUUGCCAGACAAACCGUCCUACACAACAGAAGAAACCAUUAAUCACUACUCCAUUACCAGCUAGACCCUGGCAAAAGGUUGGGAUGGACUUGUGUGAGUUGGAAGGAAAGAGAUAUUUGGUCGUCAUCGACUAUUACUCUAGGUAUUUGGAAGUGAUGUACGUACCAGAAAUCACGUCGAAACAGGUUAUUGGUAAGCUCAAGAACUUAUUCGCAAGAUGGGGCAUCCCAGAGGAAGUCGUCUCUGAUAACGGGGCUCAGUUCACAUCGACGAAGUUCCGGCUGCUCCAGAGUGAAUACAAUUUUAUUCACACAACAUCUAGCCCACACUUUCCACAGGCUAAUGAUCUUAAGAGUGUCAAAAUGACAGAUGACCGAGCUAAGACGAGCUACCGUCGGUUCUACAACAGACGUCAUUCGGUGAAAUCUCUUCCAGAGCACGGACCUGGAGACAUGGUACGGGUAAAGUUGGACAAGGAGAAGGGAUGGAAAACAACGGGAGUGGUUGUGAGUCAAGCGACUACCCCACGAUCAUACAUAGUGACUACCGAUGGUUUGGCAACAAUGCGGCAAAAUCGAAGACAUCUGAAGGUCAGCCUUGGUGAUGAUGUGGCAGUUCCUGUGGAAUCCCAGGAUACACCAAUGUUAGAGACAGUGCCAUCUUCUGGUGAACGAACUGAGACUCCAGAAGAUAAUGCACACGAGAUGGAUGUGGAAUCACAUUCACCCGGUCCACGGACAAGCGGUCGGGUAGUGCACAAGCCGUUGCGUUUUCGGGAUGAUAUUGAUAAAUGA
Messenger RNA from Priapulus caudatus, 1053 nucleotides. RefSeq lists its product as uncharacterized. The coding region runs from base 1 to 1053 and encodes 350 amino acids. The transcript is spliced from 2 exons. Lineage: Eukaryota; Metazoa; Priapulida; Priapulimorpha; Priapulimorphida; Priapulidae. Gene Ontology annotation, molecular function: nucleic acid binding. The record is from RefSeq and is a predicted model, not a curated record. Gene Ontology annotation, biological process: DNA integration.